AUGGCGGAUUGGGAAGCAAAUGAUCUCCAGCAGCAGCAGCAGCAGCCACGCUUCCUCAUAUGGGGAGGUAACGGCUGGAUUGCUGGUCAGUUGAAGCGCCUUCUGGAGGAGCAGGGCAAGGAAGUUCACACUACAACAAUCCGUAUGGAAAAUCGAGAGGCCGUGCUUGCGGAACUCUUCCUUACCAGGCCAACACACGUUCUGAAUGCUGCCGGAUGCACUGGGAGACCAAAUGUCGACUGGUGUGAAGACAACAAGCCCCAGACGGUACGAUCCAAUGUCAUUGGCACGCUGAACUUGGCAGAUGCCUGCUUCCAAGCCAAGAUCCAUUGUACCAUCUUCGCUACUGGCUGCGUGUAUCAAUACGACCAGAAGCACCCCAUCGGAGGGCGUGGUUAUACAGAGGAGGACCAGCCAAAUUUUGAAGGAAGUUUUUACUCUUUGACCAAGAGCCACGUGGAGCCGAUCCUCAGCAGCUACUCCAACUGCCUUAUCCUUCGUCUUCGCAUGCCUGUUAGCGAUGACCUUCAUCCGCGAAACUUUGUGACAAAGCUCCUUGGAUACGAGAGAGUGGUUGACGUUCCCAACAGCAACACCAUGCUACAUGAUCUUCUGCCUGCUUCCAUCAUUCUUGCAGAGCAUGGUGAGACUGGCGUCUACAACUUUACCAACCCGGGUUCUAUCUCUCAUAACGAGGUUCUCAAGCUCUUCAAGGAAAUUGUGAGGCCAGAAUUUAGCUGGAAGAACUUUACCCUGGAAGAGCAAGCCAAAGUCAUCAAGGCUGGCCGCAGCAACUGCGCACUGGACACGACCAAGCUGGUUGCCAAGCUCGGGGAGUAUAGAUAUAGGGUUCCCGAGAUCCACGAAGCCUACAAGAGGUGCUUCAAGCGCAUGAAGGCAGCGGGAGUCAAAUGA
This is a messenger RNA of Trichoderma aggressivum f. europaeum, 915 nucleotides long. RefSeq lists its product as uncharacterized. The record is from RefSeq and is a predicted model, not a curated record. Gene Ontology annotation, molecular function: methionine adenosyltransferase regulator activity. The coding region runs from base 1 to 915 and encodes 304 amino acids. The transcript has 2 exons. Gene Ontology annotation, biological process: S-adenosylmethionine biosynthetic process. Gene Ontology annotation, cellular component: methionine adenosyltransferase complex. Lineage: Eukaryota; Fungi; Ascomycota; Sordariomycetes; Hypocreales; Hypocreaceae.